CGGGAGCGUUGCGGUUCACGCGUUCACACCGCAAAAAACAACAACAACAGAAAAAAAAGGCAGAAAGAAGAAGAAGAAGAAGAAGAAGAAGAAGGAGGAGGAACCAGACACGCACGGAGAAGAAGAAGCCAGGCUACCACGGCUCUGUCUCGCAUUAGCUCCGUGUGAACGCCCGCUCUCAGCUGCCAGGAUGUCGGAGCGCGGAGGGCUCCCGCGGACUGGGGGCGUCCCUUCUCCGCACAUGCAGCCCUCCAAGCCGGUCAGCAUCACCUCUAACCGGCCGGUCCACAUGAACCUGUACGCCACCUGGGAGGUGGACCGCUCUUCGCCCAGCUGUGUGCCCAGACUCUUCAAUCUGACCCUGAAGAAGCUGAUUAUGCUGAAGGAGCUGGAUAAAGACCUCACGUCUGUGGUGAUCGCCGUCAAACUGCAGGGCUCCAAGCGGAUCCUGCGCUCCAACGAGAUCCUGCUGUCGUCGGCGGGGCUGACGGAGACCGACCUGCAGCUCACCUUCUCUCUGCAGUAUCCGCACUUCCUGAAAAGGGACGCCAACAAGCUUCAGAUCAUGCUGCAGCGGCGGAAGCGAUACAAGAACCGUACCAUCCUGGGCUACAAGACGCUGGCGCUGGGACUCAUCAACAUGGCUGAGGUGAUGCAGCAUCCCAGUGAAGGCGCUCAGGUCCUGGGGCUCCACAGUCAGCUGAAGGACGCGUCGGUGCCUGUCGCCGAGGUCCGCGUCUACUCCCUGUCCAGCCAGCCCAUCGACCACGAGGGACCCAAAGCCAAAAUGUCUGAUCGCUCUCCCGACAUCGACAACUACUCCGAGGAAGAGGAGGAGAGCUACUCAUCAGAGCAGGAGGGCAGCGAUGAUCCCAUUCAUGGCCAGUAUCUCUUCGAUGAAGAGGACGAGGUGAGGAAGAAGAAGCCGAGGCGUAAGCUCACCUCCAACGCUGCCAUCACCAGGCAACCGAACAUCAAGCAGAAGUUUGUCGCCUUGCUGAAGAGGUUCAAAGUCACAGACGAGGUCGGGUUCGGCCUGGAACACGUGUCCAGGGAGCAGAUCCAGGAGGUGGAGGAGGACCUGGACGAGCUCUACGACAGCCUGGAGAUGUACAACCCAAGCGACAGCGGGCCGGAGAUGGAGGAGACAGACAGCAUCCUCAGCACACCCAAACCCAAACUGAGGCCCUUUUUCGAGGGGAUGUCUCAGUCCAGCUCGCAGACAGAGAUCGGCAGCCUGAACAGUAAAGGCAGUUUGGGCCGAGACACUUUCAGUCCGCAGGGGGAGCAGCCUCCUAUAGAGAGGAUAAAACCGUCACGCAGCCGCAACCUGGAGGAGGCGCUGUCCGAGACGGACACACUGGAGCUAACGGAUCAGGAGCUCUUUGCCGAGGUCGGCCCCUGCAUCACAGUGUCAGUGGCAGAGAAACCCCGUACGCCCAUGAAGAGCAGCAAGAGUGAAACGCAGCCCAUGCCAUCGCCAAGGUUGGACGGCGCCCACACGCCGCGGCAGAAGCGCAGCAGCAGCACGCCCAUGAAGGAGCGGCAGCUCUCCAAACCUCUGAGCGAACGGACCAACAGCUCCGACUCGGAGAGAUCCCCGGAGCUGGGACACAGCACACCGGUCUUAAGGAAGGCGGUGUACGAUCAGCUCAACCAGAUCUUGUUGUCGGACUCGGCGCUUCCCGAAAGCCUCAUCCUGGUCAACGGAACAGACUGGCAGGGGCAGUAUGUUGCCGAGCAGCUGCAGGUACAGCGACACCCGGUGGUGUGCACGUGCUCGGCGGCUGAAAUCCAGGCGGUUCUGUCGGCCGUGCUCACGCGCAUCCAGAAAUUCUGUAACUGUAACUCGUCCAUGCCCAGAGCGGUCAAGGUGGCGGCGGUGGGCGGUCAGAGUUACCUCGGCGCCAUCCUGCAGUUCUUUGUCACUCAGCUCGCCAACAAAACGUCCGACUGGCUCAGCCACAUGCGCUUCCUGGUGGUGCCUCUGGGCUCUCAUCCGGUCGCCAAACACCUCGGUGCGCUCGACAACCGGUACAGCUCCUCUUUCAUGGACGGGCCAUGGCGAGACACGUUCAGCCGCUCCGAGCCGCCGCAGACAGAUCAGUUGGAUGUCGCGGGGAGAAUCGCUCAGUACAUCAGCGGCGCGACCGUCACUCAUCAGCUGCCCAUCGCCGAGGCCAUGCUCACCUGCAAACACAGGACGCGAGACGAGGACUCGUACCAGAAAUUCAUUCCUUUUAUCGGGGUAGUGAAGGUCGGCCUCAUCGAGUCCAGUUCUUCUCCCACAGGAGACACGGAAGAGGGCGUGGCCGUGAGCUUGGCCGUCCCCUCCACGUCUCCCCCCUCCCAUGGCCACGGCUCCCCCACCGGCAUGAUCAAAGAGGCAGCGACUCCCCCUUCCUCCCCCUCCAUGGGCAGUGUCCUCACAGUACAGGGGAGUCCCAGCAUGUCUCACGGCGUGGACGCCAUCGGCCUGCAGGUGGACUACUGGCUGGCCUCGCUCGCCGAGAAGCGGCGGGAGGGCGAGCGGCGGGACACGGGCUGCAAGAACACGCUGAAGAGCGCCUUCCGCUCGCUGCAGGUCAGCAGGCUACCAGGUGGGGGCAGCAGUGAUCCCCAGACCCAGGUCAGCACCAUGGCCAUGACCGUGGUCACCAAGGAGAAGAACAAGAAGGUUCCCACCAUCUUCUUGGGAAAGAAGCCCAAGGAGAAGGACGUGGACUCAAAGAGCCAGGUCAUUGAAGGCAUCAGCCGACUCAUCUGCUCUGCCAAGCAGCAGCAGACUUUCCUGAAAGUGUCCAUAGAUGGCGUGGAGUGGAACGACGUUAAGUUCUUCCAGCUGGCCGCUCAGUGGCCGACUCACGUCAAAUACUUUCCCGUCGGACUUUUCGGCUACAGUAAGCCGCCAUCUUAGGGGUGCACCCAC
This is a messenger RNA of Solea senegalensis (Senegalese sole), 2929 nucleotides long. RefSeq names its product phosphofurin acidic cluster sorting protein 1-like. The transcript is spliced from 24 exons. Bases 191 to 2917 code for a protein of 908 amino acids. Gene Ontology annotation, biological process: protein localization to plasma membrane. Lineage: Eukaryota; Metazoa; Chordata; Actinopteri; Pleuronectiformes; Soleidae. Gene Ontology annotation, molecular function: transmembrane transporter binding. The record is from RefSeq and is a predicted model, not a curated record.